This is a messenger RNA of Aegilops tauschii subsp. strangulata, 977 nucleotides long. Its product is annotated as DNA-directed RNA polymerase V subunit 7. The record is from RefSeq and is a predicted model, not a curated record. Gene Ontology annotation, biological process: DNA-templated transcription; DNA-templated transcription initiation. Gene Ontology annotation, molecular function: single-stranded DNA binding; single-stranded RNA binding. NCBI's taxonomy places the organism in Eukaryota, Viridiplantae, Streptophyta, Magnoliopsida, Poales, Poaceae.
AUAAAGUAUUUCCGGAUAGGGAGUAACCUGCUACCAGUCUCUCGUCUCUCCCCCUUUCUCUCUCUGUGGACACAGCGGCGACCCGCAACAGAGCCCAACCACCUGCGGCGCGACCUAGCCGGCGAGCGGCGGCAACCACAGGUCCGGCGAGGGGCGGCGUUCAGGUCGUCAACCAUGGUUUUCCUUCAGGAAGAGAUGUCUUGGAACGUGCUGAUCUCACCGGACCAGCUGAGCCCCAAGGGCCUGCUGCUCCGCAAGUCCAUCAUCGUGCGUCUUCUGGAGGACGUCACCAACAGGAAGGCCUCCAAGGAGCAUGGCUACUACAUUGCUGUAAACGAGCUGAAGACAAUCUCUGAAGGGAAGGUUCGUGAGCUGACCGGAGACGUUCUUUUCCCGGUCACAUUCACCUGCAUCACCCAGAGGCCUAUGAAGGGGGAGAUCUUGGUCGGCUCCGUGGAGAAGAUCCUCAAGCACGGUGUCUUCCUCAAAUCGGGGCCGAUUGAAAGCAUCUUCCUGUCGGAGAAAUCGAUGAGCGACUACAAGUACAUGGGCGGCGAGAACCCCAUGUUCAUGAAUGACCACUCGAAGCUGGAGAGGGACACCGCUGUGCGCUUCAAGGUCAUGGGGUUCCGCUGGAUGGAGGCAGACCGCCAGUUCCAGCUCCUUGCGUCGCUGGCUGGUGAUUUCCUCGGGCCGCUGUGAGCUGCUCCGGAGAUGCUAAACCUGGCCCCUGCUGUACAUUUUGUUAUCCUGGUGGUGGUGGAUGAACUUUGCUGUUGUGAUGGCCGGUGGCACAUGGUUGCCGUGACUUUUCGCAGUGUCUUGAACUCAUCAGUGUAGUGUGAUGCAGGCUAUAGGGUGUGAUGACAAUGGGAUUUAACUCCAUGUCUUGAACUCAUCAGUGUAGUGUGAAUUAUGACGAGCCUGCGUUUGAACAUAUCACUUUUAACUUGGAUGCAUGUGUUUGUGGCCUUCUA